AUGAUCCUCGCCACAUCAUCGUCCCGUUCUUAUUUGGCGCGCGUCCUGUCCCGCUUUCUGCUCUUCUCCACCCUCAUCCUGGCGCUCAGCGUGGCUCUCAAGACCCGCUCCCGUCUCUCUCUUCUGUUCCCCUCCUUCGCCCCUCCUUCCUCCUUCUACCACACAACCACCAUGUCUUACACACAAGAACGCUACAUCGCCGAGCUGGCCGUCCAGCGCGCCUGUCUCCUUACCCAGAAGGUCUUCUUUGAGAAGGCAAAGGGUACCGUCUCCAAGGAUGACAAGUCCCCCGUAACAAUUGGCGACUUCGGCGCCCAGGCCCUCAUCAUCCAGGCUAUCCGCAAGAACUUCCCCAACGACGAGAUUGUCGCCGAGGAGGAGGCUAGCUCCCUGCGCGAGGACAAGGACCUCAGCGCUGAGAUCUGGCGCCUCGUUAAGGACAUCAAGCUGGACGACGCUGAGAGCGAUAACAUUCUGGGUGGUGCUCUUACUAGCGAGGAGAGCAUGCUGGACAUCAUCGACGAGGGCAAGAGCGCCGGUGGAGCUAAGGGCCGUAUCUGGGCUCUUGACCCCAUCGACGGUACUAAGGGUUUCCUCCGUGGGGGCCAGUACGCCGUUUGCCUGGGUUUGAUCGUUGAUGGAGAUGUCAAGGUUGGUGCCAUUGGUACUCCUAACCUGCCCGUCGAUGAUGCCGCCACCAUCGAUGCCAGCACCGGCGCCCAGCAGGCUAACUCCUCCGCCAAUGGUGUGCUUUUCUCCGCUAUCCAGGGCGAGGGUGCUACCAGCCGCCCUCUGGCAAGCGGCGCUCUUGCUACCGCCAAGUCUAUCUCUAUGCGUCCUGUCUCCGAUAUUGCCCAGGCUGUCUUCUGUGAGGGUGUUGAGGCUGCUCACUCUGCUCAGGGUGACAACGCUGCUGUCGCUGAGCUAUUGGGUAUCACUGCCCCAAGUGUGCGCUUGGACUCGCAGGCUAAGUACUGCUCCAUCGCUCGUGGUGCUGGUGACAUCUACCUUCGCUUGCCUGUGAAGAAGGAUUACCAGGAGAAGAUCUGGGAUCACGCUGCUGGUGAUAUAAUUGUUCGCGAAGCUGGUGGUCAAGUCACUGACAUCUACGGCAACCGCUUGGACUUCAGCAAGGGCAGGACCUUGGCUGCUAACAAGGGUGUUGUUGCGGCCCCCAAGGCCAGUCAGGACCAAGUUAUUGGUGCCGUCAAGACUGUCUUGAAGCUGUAA
Molecule: messenger RNA, 1230 nt
Organism: Penicillium angulare
Lineage: Eukaryota; Fungi; Ascomycota; Eurotiomycetes; Eurotiales; Aspergillaceae
Product: 3'(2'),5'-bisphosphate nucleotidase
Exons: 1
Coding region: 1-1230 (409 amino acids)
Biological process (GO): phosphatidylinositol phosphate biosynthetic process; sulfate assimilation
Molecular function (GO): 3'(2'),5'-bisphosphate nucleotidase activity
Source: RefSeq, a predicted model, not a curated record